Messenger RNA from Achroia grisella, 2770 nucleotides. Its product is annotated as nose resistant to fluoxetine protein 6-like. The transcript has 13 exons. Lineage: Eukaryota; Metazoa; Arthropoda; Insecta; Lepidoptera; Pyralidae. Gene Ontology annotation, molecular function: acyltransferase activity, transferring groups other than amino-acyl groups. The coding region runs from base 211 to 2547 and encodes 778 amino acids. The record is from RefSeq and is a predicted model, not a curated record.
GCAUUAUCCGCGUAAACGCUUGUGAUUCGCGUUCGCGGCUUAGCUUCUCGCGCGUAUCUUUUAUACAAAAUCUUCAAUACAAUACUUAAAGUAUUGAAUAAAGAUCAGUGAAGUUUUGGCGGUAGUGAUCAUUUUAAUUGAGGAUUUACAUUAAUUCAGAUGACACCUGAUAUGGCUGCGCAGAAAUAAACAAAAUUGGUUAUAUUAAAAAUGGGAGUUUUAAGAAUAAUUUUCAACAUAAAAGGAUCAAAUAUGAUGAUAUCAAACUCUAAAACAAUGUUUACAGUGAUCGUUUUGGUGUUAGUGAGUGUGGUGAAUGCAAAUGUGAACUCAACGACCAGUGAGGUGGCUAUAGGCAAAUCGCGAAUGUUGUGGCUAAAGACUUUAAUGGAUCAUCAUUAUUGGAUGGAAAUCGUUGACAGUACGCCCCUACCAAAACAAUGUGAAGCAGACUUGAGGCGUUACAUCACAGCAUUGAAUGAUGGCCAGCUAUGGGCUUCAAAAAUAUAUGAUGCUUCUGGCCAGUACAUUCCCAACGUGAUGUUCGGGAGUGACUUUUGGGUGGGAUCCAAAAACGCGUGUCGAGACUUGCAGUUGAAACAGUACUACGCACAGACGCCACCCUUUGCCACCACCUUCUACGUGGCCAAAGUGAACAUCAGUCUCGACGGAGAUCAUCUACCUCAAGCCAGGCUGUCAUUACUCGGAGAAUGUCUGCCAGCUUCCUGCAACUCGGAGGCUGUAGCGAUAUUUCUGGCUAGCGCCGAGAAGACGUUGGGGGCGCGCGCUACAGCUGCAGGCUUUGUUGGCGCUAUCCACACGUCCGACAUACGAAAGGUUCCUGGCGCGUAUUCCCUAUUGUCUGAUUACAAAUUUUACGCACUCAUGACAGUGAUGAGCGCAAUAUUCCUUCUGAUGCUGGCAGCUUCACUAUUCGAGGGUUACUUGGAGAGGAAGUAUCAGCUGGCGGCGGCCGCACGUGACCUUGAGCUGGCCCAUAAUGACACCACUCAGAAAACUAAUAAUAACAAUGUGCCACAAACCGACGAGAAGCGCACAGAAGAUAGCGACAAUAACGACAAAGGCCUUCGACGGGAAACCUGCGGACUUUGGGCUGAAUUAUUGCUGUCAUUUUCGGUACUUUCAAACGGACGUACCAUUCUCAGUAUACAUCGAGCUAGUGAUGGAGCUCUUACCAGUUUACAUGGGAUAAGAUUUCUAUCAGUGACUUGGGUAAUUAUGGUACACACUUACCUUACAGUGUUUUAUAUAGCUGAUAACAAGACUAUGAGAGUUGUCACCGAACGAAACCUAAUGUAUCAAUCCGUUGGUAACGCAUCUUAUUGUGUGGAUUCAUUCUUUUUCAUCAGUGGCUUACUUGUAACAGUCUUGUUUCUGAGAACUGAAGACAAGAAGAAAAAAAUACAAGCCGACAAAAAAGAUGCGAACAAAAAUCUCAACGGUUUCACCAAUUCAGCUUUAUCGAUCUCCGUCAUAAGCCAACAAUCGUUCAAAGACGAUCUGCUCGACAAACCAAAGAACAAAGCGUACACAACAAGAGAAAUGUUAAAUGUCGUUAGAUCGUUCUUUGUGUUAAUUUCAUAUAGGAUUGUAAGACUGACACCAGCAUAUGCUUUCGUAAUUUGGCUGACGCAAAUUUCCUUUACUUAUGUGUACAAUCAGGGCGUAUUCGAACCAGCAGUUAUAGAUCACAUAACGUGCGACAACUACUGGUGGAGGAAUUUGCUAUAUAUCAACAAUUUGUACCCCCAGCGUGAGAUAUGCAUGGUAUGGUCUUGGUACAUGGCAAAUGAUACACAAUUUUAUGUGGUUGGCAUAAUAAUUUUAUUACUAUCAGUAAAGCAUCCAAAGCUGGCAUCAAUAUCACUGGGUGUGGUCCUGGUGAGCUCGUGGAUAACGACUAUUUAUAUCUCAGUGUGGCAUCAAUAUAAAGCGAGAAUACAGGAACCCUUCGAAAUGUUCGACGCACUUUACGAUAAGCCAUGGUCUAGAAUUGGUCCCUAUUUAGUCGGUAUGAUUGUGGGAUGGUACUUGCACAAAACGAAAUGCCAAGUGAGGAUACCGUACUGGCUGGUAGCUGCCGGGUGGAUAACUUCUCUCGCCAUCAUUGGCAGUCUCAUUUUUGGCAUGGUCGACGGCUACUUUGAAGUUUGGCCCACUGCUUUUUACGUCAGCAUUGGACAUAGCGCUUGGGGCGCGGCGUUGGCUUGGGUGGCCAUCGCAUGUUGUUGCGGCUACGGAGGGUUGAUCAACUCAGCGUUGUCGUACCGCGGCUUUUUGCCACUGAGUAGGCUCACUUAUUGUGCCUACCUCAUCCACCCCACUAUCAUGGUGAUCUCAACUUUCCACCUCGAUGGACCACUCCACCUGCAGAACACCAUGGUUAUUAUUACAUAUGCCGGAUAUGCAGUGAUGGCAUUUCUGGCAUCAUUCGCUAUUUCGAUAUCAUUCGAAGCACCAGCCGUGAGACUCAUCAAAAUCGUGAGUGGAGCGGAUAGACCCAGAAAAAGGCAGAGAACUGUAUAGUUUAGUUUAGUUUUGUAUUUUAUAAGGAACAUUAGUUUUGUCGAAGCCGAAAUUAAUUGUGACGCCUAGCGCUGUACCUAUUGCAGUGGUUCUAAAUAUUAUUUUGAUGUUUUUAUAAGAACCUCACCCCAAAUUUAUAAAGAAUAUUUAUCAAAUAUUUUUUGACUGUUUUAGUCUCGAAUGUUUAUUCCAAGUUCAGAAACAUAAUAAGGUAAUCCUUUUA